Messenger RNA from Cannabis sativa, 1053 nucleotides. RefSeq names its product small ribosomal subunit protein eS25-like. The record is from RefSeq and is a predicted model, not a curated record. The transcript is spliced from 3 exons. Gene Ontology annotation, molecular function: structural constituent of ribosome. Lineage: Eukaryota; Viridiplantae; Streptophyta; Magnoliopsida; Rosales; Cannabaceae. Gene Ontology annotation, cellular component: cytosolic small ribosomal subunit. Bases 552 to 878 code for a protein of 108 amino acids.
AGAAACCCUAAUAUUGUCGUUCUCUCUCUCUUUCUCAAUCGAAGCCUCUCUCUCUUUCUCUCAGUCGAUACCUCUUUCUCUCUCUCUCUCUCUCUCUCUCUCUCUCUCUCACAUUCGAAGCCUGCCUCUCCCUUUCUUUCUCUCAAUCGGAGCUACUGCUCCUCUUCUCCGACAACCAACAACAGUUCGAAGCCUGCCUCUUCUUUCUCUCAAUCGAAGCCUGCCUUUCCCUCCUCAGUCCUCGAAGCCCCAAUCUCUCCUCUCAGUUCGACGUCUUGCUGCCCAGAACAAAGCCCCAAUCUCUCCUCUUCUCAGCGCAGCACCACACUUCUCUUCCCCUCUUUAUUUUUCUUUCCCGUGGAGCUCCUGCUCAGGUGGACCGAGGGAAUUUGGGGUUUUUCGCCAGGAUGGUGGUUUGGGUUAAUGGCCGAAGGUGGUGGUUCUAGAUUUAUGGUUGAUUUGUUUUAAGUUUUUCAGGUUUUUUUUGUUAUAUGUUCUGAUUUGUUUUUUAUUUAUAUUGGCUGUGAUAUAUUUCGUUUUGAUUCGAAACAAUGGCUCCGAAGAAGGACAAGGCUCCUCCCCCAUCCUCCAAGCCCGCCAAGUCCGGUGGUGGCAAGCAGAAGAAAAAGAAGUGGAGCAAGGGAAAGCAAAAGGAGAAGGUUAACAACAUGGUGCUGUUCGACCAGGCUACCUACGACAAGCUCCUUUCUGAGGCUCCAAAAUACAAGCUCAUCACCCCAUCUAUCCUUUCUGAUCGUUUGAGGAUUAAUGGAUCACUCGUAAGGAAGGCUAUAAAGGAUUUGAUGGCGAGAGGUUUGAUCAGGAUGGUGUCUGCUCAUGCAAGCCAGCAGAUUUACACAAGAGCAACAAACACCUAAGAUUUCUUAUUUGUUCCAACUUAUUUAGUUUAAAUCAUCAUGUGUUUGCCUAGUUUGAAUGUUACUAUACUUUUUGUUAUGUGGAGUUGUUUCACUUUAGAAUGAGUAGAGCUCUAUUUUAGAAAACCCGUUGUCUUCAUUGAUUUGAAAAUUAAUAUUGGACUAAUUUGAAAAA